AUGCCCACUCUUGGAACCACUGGAUGGAAAGUCAAGCUCCAUACGAAGCGCGGUGUUGUGGAAGAGCGUGAUGUGGUCGAGAACUUCGGUGGCACCAGAUGUCGAAUCUCGUGCUCACCUGGUGUGCAGUUUUAUUUCAGCUUCGAGACGAGACAAAACAGGGGCGGCGUAUACGUGGAGAUAUUCAUGGACGGGAUUCAAUUUGAACACUUCUGUAUUCCUGGCGGCAUCACGUCUAUGAACAGCUACGGCUGGCAAGAUCCUAAAACGCGGAAAGUCCAUCCGUUCGCAUGGAAGUCUGCGCGCACACUGUGUUUAGCUGAUGUUGUCGAAAGAACGACUACUAUCCGGUUGCAUGGAACGAUCAUCAUCAGACUGUACAGGUUACAGGGAUCAUUGUGUAAAGCUGGAACGUACCUGCCAGAUCCAUCACCUCUCCGAUCCAAGUGCAGACCAAAGCAAACCUACUAUGCUCAUAUAGGAAAAGUAGCGCUUCCCGUGUCCAAAGUUCCGCGUGAUAUUCGACGAAGUUGUGCGACUGGUGAGGGUCUUGGCCCAAUAUUGGCGCACAUUCGAUUUGAAUACUUACAAAGCGUUUUGCAAGAUUCGACUGACUUGAUAGUAGCUAAGAAUCCCUUUGACAUACCUGUCCCAGCAGGAGAGUCGUUGGAGUGCAUGCACAAGAACCGAAAGAUCGUGCGUGCUUUCAAAUGGUCUGACUCCUGA
Molecule: messenger RNA, 726 nt
Organism: Fibroporia radiculosa
Lineage: Eukaryota; Fungi; Basidiomycota; Agaricomycetes; Polyporales; Fibroporiaceae
Exons: 6
Coding region: 1-726 (241 amino acids)
Source: RefSeq, a predicted model, not a curated record